Molecule: messenger RNA, 1742 nt
Organism: Orcinus orca (killer whale)
Lineage: Eukaryota; Metazoa; Chordata; Mammalia; Artiodactyla; Delphinidae
Gene: TMEM161A
Product: transmembrane protein 161A
Exons: 12
Coding region: 16-1620 (534 amino acids)
Source: RefSeq, a predicted model, not a curated record
AACUUCCGGCAUGCAAUGCGAGAGACUCCUUGUCCUCCUGAUUUGCCCCCCGGCUCCAAGCCUGACGAUUGGUUAGGUGGGCUGCUUGUCAGACCAAAGUCUGGUUCUGAUUGGUCGAGUUCCGAGCGGGGCUCCGAGCUCCAGGCCCAUGGGUCCCGGCACAGCGCUCCAGCAGGCAACAUGGCUGUCCUUGGAGUGCAGCUGGUGGUGACGUUGCUCACCGCCACCCUCAUGCAUAGGCUUGCGCCUCACUGCUCCUUCGCGCGCUGGCUGCUCUGCAAUGGCAGUCUCUUCCGAUACAAGCACCCUUCCGAGGAAGAGCUUCGGGCCCUGGCGGGGAAGCAGAGGCCCAGAGGCAGGAAGGAGCGGUGGGCCAAUGGCUAUAGUGAGGAGAAGCCGUUAUCCGUGCCCCGUGACACCCCUUUCCAGCUAGAGACCUGUCCCCUCACAGCCGUUGAUGCCCUCGUCCUGCGCUUCUUCCUGGAGUACCAGUGGUUUGUGGACUUCGCGGUGUACUCGGGUGGCGUGUACCUCUUCACAGAGGCCUACUACUAUGGGCUGGGCCCGGCCAAGGAGACCAACAUCGCUGUGUUCUGGUGCCUGCUCACCAUCGCCUUCUCUAUCAAGGUGUUCCUGACCGUGACCCGGCUGUACUUCAGUGCAGAGGAGGGGGGCGAGCGCUCAGUCUGCCUCACCUUCGCCUUCCUCUUCCUCCUCCUGGCCAUGUUGGUGCAGGUGGUGCCGGAGGAGACCCUUGAGCUGGGCCUGGAGCCAGGCCUGGCCAGUAUGACCCAGAACUUGGAGCCACUUCUGAAGACACAGGGCUGGGACUGGGCUCUUCCUUUGGUCAAGCUGGCCAUCCGCGUGGGGCUGGCGGCAGUGGGCUCCAUGCUGGGUGCCUUCCUCACCUUCCCAGGCCUGCGGCUGGCCCAGACCCACCAUGAUGCACUGACCAUGUCGGAAGACCGGCCCAUGCUGCAGUUCCUUCUGCACACCAGCUUCCUGUCCCCCCUGUUUGUCCUGUGGCUCUGGACCAAGCCCAUGGCGCGGGACUUCCUGCACCAGGCUCCCUUUGGAAGCACGUCCUUUUCUCUGCUGUCCGACUCGGCCUUCGACUCGCUGCGUCUCUGGAUGCUGGUGGCACUGUGCCUGCUGCGGCUGGCGGUGACCCGGCCCCACCUGCAGGCCUACCUGUGCCUGGCCAAGGCUCGAGUGGAGCAGCUGCGGCGGGAGGCCGGCCGCAUCGAGGCCCGAGAGAUCCAACGGCGGGUGGUGCGGGUGUACUGCUACGUGACAGUUGUGAGCCUGCAGUACCUGACUCCGCUCAUCCUCACACUCAACUGCACGCUGCUGCUCAAGACGCUGGGCGGCUACUCCUGGGGCCUGGGUCCCGUCCCCCCGCUGUCUCCCACCCCGUCCUCAGCCCUCGAUGGCCCGGUCGGCCCCGAGGAGGACGAGGCCCGGCAGACCGUGGCCCUGAUCGCCGGGGUCCUGGGCAGCCUGCUCACGCCACUCUUCCUCCGCGGCGUCCUCGCCUUCCUCAUCUGGUGGAUCGCCACCUGCCAACUGCUCUCUAGCCUCUUCGGCCUGUACUUCCACCAGCAUCUGGCGGGCUCCUAGCCCGCCUGCAGACACUCCUGCAGCCCCAAGGUCUGGUCCUGGGCCAGCGGGGCGCGGGCCACCCCCUCAGUGUCCCCAGGUGCAAUGUGCUCCUGGGAGUCCCAGAUGCGUCCGCUGUGCCA